Cyanistes caeruleus (blue tit) is the source of this 393-nucleotide messenger RNA. The record is from RefSeq and is a predicted model, not a curated record. Lineage: Eukaryota; Metazoa; Chordata; Aves; Passeriformes; Paridae.
GUAACUCCAGCUCACCCGAGCUGCGGCUGGCGGCCGGGCCGCACCUGUGCGCAGGUAGGGUGGAGGUGCUGCACGAGGGGCGCUGGGGGACGGUCUGCGACCACGGCUGGGACCUGAGGGACGCCCAGGUGAUCUGCCGCCAGCUGGGCUGCGGGGAGGCGCUGGCGGCUCCUGGCCACGCCCACUUCGGGCAGGGCUCGGGACAGGUGUGGCUGAGCGACCUCACCUGUUCGGGCCGUGAGCGACACCUGGGGCACUGCCCCGCCCCCCCCUGGGGCAACAACACCUGCGGGCACGAGGAGGACGCGGCGGUGGAGUGCGCAGGUGAGGACAACAGGUGGGAACAGGUGAGAACCACAGGUGAGAACCACAGGUGUGGACAGGUGUGGACAG